AUGCCAGAGUCCUUCUUGAAUUUCAAGGACAGUGGCUGCAGUUCUGUUGAAUAUAGAGCAUCUCCCCAAAGAAUGUUUCACCAGCCGUCUCUGCACCGGAGCUCUGUGUGCUCCACUUUCUGCACGGAUGGAAAUGUGCAAGAAUGUCUGCUCCACAUAACCCAGGAAAUGGCAUCGCUUGGCCUGUCUCCAAUUUGGGUUGAAUCUACCAGGCCCUCAGAGUUGGAAGUUGUGGCUGUGCUAAAUUGCAUUCAUGAUCUGAUUCAGCUGCACCUUAAGGACCUCCGGGCUCUGGAAAACAUGGAAGUGGAGCAGCUCAAGUCAAACAGUAGCAUAGACUCCCUGCAAAUCACAAGCACUCAAUUAAAGGAGGAACUUGAACAUUAUAAAAGAGAAAACAAUGGACUUCAUGAGAGAGAGCGCCAACUACAACACAAAGUCAAAAGUUUGCAACAUGGCCUUAAAAAUGAAAAAGAAGAGGUGCAAAAACUUCAGAGCAUCAUCUCAACCCGGGCUGGCCAGUACAAUCAUGAGAUGAAGAGGAAAGAGAGAGAGUUUGACAAAUUGAAGGAGCGAUUGAAUCAACUCCUUUCUGACAAAAAAGACAGAAAACAAGCCAUAGACGUGUUGAACAGAGUCGGACGAGCAGAUGGGAAGCGAAGCCUUUGGAAAACAGAGAAGACGGAAGCCAAACGUGAAGAAGAAAUGUAUAAAACUCUACUAAACGAUUACGACAACCGUCAGAGAGACCUCCUGCAGGAAAAUGCGGAACUAAAAAAAAUCUUGCAGCAAAUGAAGAAGGACAUGGUGUCCAUUCUCAAGUCAAAAAAAUCCACCAAAACAGAUAAAUUUGAACGUUUCCAGAAAGAGGAUGAUGAUGAUGAGGAGGAAGAUGCACUCAAUUCCACAAAACACAGUGUGGAGCUGUUUAGUGAUGAUGCUCGAGAACAACUAACAAAUGGUGUUCGGCUUCAGUGGAGGCGACUCAAAAACCACAUGGAAACACUAGACAGCAAAGUUGGGGAGUUGCCUGACAGAGAUUACAGUUCUGUGUCAGGACAAACUCAGGAGCAGGAAAUGGAGUCACUGAAGCUGGAGAUUCAAAAGUGCAAAGACUUUAUUCAAACCCAGCAGCAGCUCUUGCAGCAGCAGCUGAGCUCCCCGUGUGGUGAAGAAGUAACAUUAUUACCAACGAAGAUGCAGCAGGAGAAGGAGCGACUUGAAGGAGAGUGGGAAACUUUAGAGGAACAAAGACAGAUCUUUGACAGAGAACGAAGCAACUUUACAGAAGCAGCCAUUCGACUAAGUCACGAGAGGAAAUCUUUUGAGGAGAACCGCGCAAUGUGGCUUAAAUACCAUUUUUUAAAUUUGAGUCCAUUUCCUGACUCAAAUAAACCUGAAAUGCAAAGCUCAGAAAGUCCUUUUUCAAUAUUUGAGGCAGAAAAUAACCCAGGACCCGCUGCAGAAAAUGACUUCCACAGUUUGUGCGAAGGUUCCAGAACCAAAGCCGUGUCGGCGUCCUCUGAAGACCGGCGGCAGUGA
Molecule: messenger RNA, 1542 nt
Organism: Knipowitschia caucasica
Lineage: Eukaryota; Metazoa; Chordata; Actinopteri; Gobiiformes; Gobiidae
Source: the annotation of a GenBank genome assembly